UGUGCAAACGGCCUGGCUAUGACUAGGACGUGCACGACGCGAGAACAGCCAUUCGAAUCCAGUAUUAGUGCGGUGUAGAGUGCUUCUCGGUGUUUUUUUUUGUUCAUCUUCGCACGCCUGCCUUCAUACCCGAGGUUUACCGAUCCUCUCGUGACUUCGAAACCCGUUCACCCGGUGUACAGACAAUAUGCCUUUUAAACCAGUAGAGCACCCCAAGUGUCCCAAAUGCGGCAAAUCCGUAUACGCUGCAGAAGAACGUGUCGCCGGAGGACUCAAAUGGCACAAGAUGUGCUUCAAGUGUGGUCUGUGCGGCAAAUUGCUCGACUCGACAAACUGCACUGAGCACGAGGGCGAGCUAUUUUGCAAAGUGUGCCACGGACGCAAGUUCGGUCCUAAAGGAUACGGCUUCGGUGGAGGCGCCGGUACCCUGUCCAUGGAUCAGGGUGAACAUUUGAAGAGUAGCGAGGACAUCGCGAGGGGAUCGAACGCCAUUCUGGAACCGAGAGCCAUCGCGAAGGCGCCCGAAGGGGAAGGGUGCCCCCGAUGCGGAGGAUACGUGUACGCUGCUGAACAGAUGCUGGCCCGAGGAAGGCAAUGGCACAAGGAAUGCUUUAAAUGUGCCAACUGCUCCAAGAGAUUAGACUCGGUCAACUGCUGCGAAGGUCCUGACAAGGACAUCUACUGCAAAGUAUGCUACGGAAAGAGAUUCGGACCGAAGGGUUAUGGCUAUGGUCAGGGUGGUGGCGCCCUGCAAAGCGACUGCUACGCCAAUGGCGAUGCUGCUCCUCGUACGACCGUGGUCGACACCGCCAUAAUCAAGGCCCCGCCUGGCAAAGGUUGUCCACGUUGCGGUGGCGUCGUGUUCGCUGCUGAACAGGUGCUCGCGAAGGGCCGCGAAUGGCACAGGAAAUGCUACAAGUGUCACGACUGCAGCAAAACUCUCGACUCUAUCAUCGCCUGCGACGGGCCCGACAAAGACGUCUACUGCAAGACUUGCUACGGAAAGAAGUGGGGACCGCACGGAUACGGAUUCGCAUGUGGAUCGGGAUUCUUACAGACCGACGGCCUAACGGAGGAUGAAAUAUCGGCCAGUCGGCCGUUCUACAAUCCUGAUACGACGGCUAUCAAGGCACCAGCCGGCCAGGGUUGCCCCCGCUGCGGUGGCAUGGUGUUUGCCGCCGAGCAACAGCUCGCCAAAGGUACCAUGUGGCACAAGAAGUGUUUCAACUGUGCCGAAUGCCAUCGGCCUUUGGACUCUAUGCUGGCCUGCGACGGACCCGACAAGGAAAUUCACUGCCGAGCUUGCUACGGCAAGCUCUUUGGGCCCAAAGGAUUUGGUUUCGGGCACACGCCGACUCUCGUUUCGACCAACGGAGAUCACGCUCCCUCGUACAUCGACGCAAAGCCUCAGGUGGGCCAGAAACGGACAGACGGCAACGGGUGCGCGCGUUGCGGCUACCCAGUGUACGCUGCGGAGCAGAUGAUCUCGAAGAACCGCGUGUGGCACAAGCGUUGCUUCAGCUGUGCCGAGUGCCACCGUUCGUUAGACUCGACGAAUCUGAACGACGGGCCGGACGGGGACAUCUACUGCCGCGGCUGUUACAACCGGAAUUUCGGACCGAAGGGCGUUGGUUUCGGCAUGGGGGCGGGCACCCUGACGAUGGCCUAACUUCUUCUUCUUCUUCUUCUUCUUCUUCUUCUUCUUCUUCUUCUUCAGGAACGUCGACACGCUCGAAACCAGUCUCAUAUAUAUAUAUAAAUACAAAUAUAAAUAUACACAUAAAUAUAAUUAUAUCCGUCACGUGCACGCGAAUAAACGAUCGGAAUCGUUGCACACCGUCGAA
Molecule: messenger RNA, 1844 nt
Organism: Frieseomelitta varia
Lineage: Eukaryota; Metazoa; Arthropoda; Insecta; Hymenoptera; Apidae
Product: muscle LIM protein Mlp84B-like
Exons: 9
Coding region: 188-1669 (493 amino acids)
Biological process (GO): sarcomere organization; muscle tissue development
Cellular component (GO): cytoplasm; Z disc; nucleus
Molecular function (GO): structural constituent of muscle; actinin binding
Source: RefSeq, a predicted model, not a curated record